This is a messenger RNA of Rosa rugosa (rugosa rose), 861 nucleotides long. Its product is annotated as NAC domain-containing protein 2-like. Gene Ontology annotation, biological process: regulation of DNA-templated transcription. Gene Ontology annotation, molecular function: DNA binding. NCBI's taxonomy places the organism in Eukaryota, Viridiplantae, Streptophyta, Magnoliopsida, Rosales, Rosaceae. The record is from RefSeq and is a predicted model, not a curated record. The transcript has a single exon. The coding region runs from base 1 to 861 and encodes 286 amino acids.
AUGGAAGGUUUUCCGGUGGGAGUUAGGUUUCAUCCUACAGAUAACGAACUCGUGAGCUACUACCUCCACAACAAGGCUACAAUGGGCGACGGGUUUCAGUCCCCUUACGUCUCCGAUUGUCCUGAUUUCUAUGGCAAAUGGGAGCCUUGGACUGUUUGGGACAAGUACGGUGGCAAUUCCCACGUGGAGGACGGAGAGCCUCUCUUCUUCUUCACCAAACGCAAAAAGUUGAACCCUAAUGGCACGCGCUUUGAUCGGAAGAUGGGCACGGGUACCUGGAGCAACCAGUAUUUUGUUAAGGUCGUUGAGGAGGGUAAGGUUAUUGGACUCAAGAGGGACUUUCGAUACGAGGGUGGAAGCUCUUCAGAUCAAAACAAUGCUUGGUUGAUGCAUGAGUAUGAGUUGAACAAGAAUGAUGUGACUGUACUCUGCACCUUGAGAAAAAAACCUACAAAACCGCCACCGCGCGGUAGCGAAACUAAGAAGGAGAGUGUGGAUGAAAAUCAGAGAAAGAGGAAGUUGGACGAAAUUGUUGAUGAUCUUGAACAAGAUCUAGAUGAAAGGAGAAAGCUUAUUAGAGAUCUAGAUCAAAGGAGAAAGCUUCGAGCAAACAGGCCGAGAAAGGAAGAGACUUCUUGUGAGGAACAAGGUGGGAGCAUUACUAUUGAUCAUCAUCAAGGCAGCAGUAGUUGGACGCCAUGUGAUGAGGCUUAUCGGCCUGAGUUGGUUCCGGAUCUCGCCACUGCUGAUGAUAUUGUGUUUACUACUUAUGACUUCUUUGCAUCAACUCCAGAUGAUCCACUGCACGUUGAAUCUAAUGAAUUUCUAGAUCAAUUUUAUGAGGACAACGACUUCAACUGA